Molecule: messenger RNA, 2623 nt
Organism: Saprolegnia diclina VS20
Lineage: Eukaryota; Oomycota; Saprolegniomycetes; Saprolegniales; Saprolegniaceae
Exons: 8
Coding region: 34-1791 (585 amino acids)
Source: RefSeq, a predicted model, not a curated record
UUUCACGCGCUUCAUUUUGGUCGAUUAAGCCAUAUGUCGGGGAAGCCCCCGCCGCUCUCGGAGGAGGCCAAGGCGUCGCUCAAAUCCUUUGCCCGGUCGUCGAACACACUGGAUUCGUCAGCGAUAGCAUCGGCCGUAGCUCCGCGCUCGCCAUCGAUGGCGUCUCUUCUGCCGAGCGAGGUCCCAACUACCUCGGCUUGUGAGGCGAGUGGGGACGCCCGCCUUGAAGAGAAGGAUCGCGUCAUCGUGCUCUUGAACGAGACCGCGAAAGCCUUUCAGAUUGAAGUCGGCGCGCUCACACAAGAGGUGGCUCGGCUCACGUCGCAGCUGGACCAGCGCGACUUGACGAUCCAAGGUCUUGAGCGAGAGCUGCGAGAUACCGCGGCGUCCACGUCCGACCAGGUCAAAGCCUCGAGCGCGUUUCGCGCGCAGCUCCUUUUGCAGCAGUCGAUUGUGGACGAACUCAAGGCGCAAAUGGCCACGUCCGAAGCCGACUUUGACAGUCUGCGGACCGCGUUCGAGGCCAAAGACACGGCGUGUGCAGGGCAUCUCGCGGCUGUCGCCGAGGCCGAGACGCAGCGCACGAGUCUGCAGACCGAGAUCGACCGUCUCCACGUCCUAUUGCGUCGGUAUGAAAAAGCGCAGGCCGAUCGCGAGGCCCAGAAACCGAUAUUGGCCGAUGCAUGCUUGUCGGCGCGAGAUUACUCGGAGAAUCAACUCAUUUCGCUGCGCGACGACGCUAUCUCGGCCAAAGCAAAGGAGCUCGCGCUGGUGACGGCCGCCAACGACGCUUUACGGGCUCAGCUUGAUGCAGUCGAAGCCGAGGUCGACCAGCUGCAGAGCACGCUCAGUGCAAAGGAGAUGGAGUUUUACCGCAGUACACGCAAGAUUGAAAAGCUUGAGCGCCACGUGACGUCACUCGAGGCGAAUGCCAAGCAGGCACAAGGCCGCGAGUUUGCGAUCGAGCUCAGCACAAAGCAAAACACCCAGCUGCUGCAGUGUCUGCAAGCCCAAGAGGCUAAAACGGAAGCGCUGCAAGCCGAGGUUGCGGCGUUGACUCUGGACCUCCAGCAUGCAAAGGAAGCUUCGUCGUCGCUCAAGACCGCGUCGGUGGCCGUCGAGAUCGAGCUCCAGCUCAAGAGCAAGUCGGUGGAGCGGCAGUCGUCGUCGCUCGCGAGUACGCUGGAGAAGGUUCAGAGAGAGCGUGAAAAGUUCCGACUCGAAUUGACGGAGCUCCGGCACGCGACGCGUCUCGAGGUCGAGUCGAUUCAAGAGGAGCUCGUUCUUCGACGCAACAAGCAAUAUGAGCUCACGCUCAAGCUUCAAGAACGCGAGUCGGAAGUGCACGAACUUCGUCACGCUGUCGAGACCACACGCGAGACGCUCGAUGCCACAAGCGCGCGCAUGCUCCACGUCGAACGCUUGUACAACGACGCGCAGCGGUGGAAAGAGGACACGAAAGGCGUGCUGGACCGCGUCCAGGCGGCAUACGAGGCACUUCAAAAACAGUAUACAACCGACACGACCGAGCUCGCACAGCACCAAAGUGCACUGGAAGCACAAGUGCGCGAACUUCAAAGCUACAUUGAAAAACUGCAUAAAGACGCCCAAGAUGCCGUGGUGGCCACGAAGGCGCAUGCUCACGAGCUUGAGAGCGCGAAUGCCGAGAAGCAUCAGCUGCUUGAUCGUAUCCACCGCCUCGUGGCCGAGACGAACCGCGAGACGAAGUUGCGCGUGAGCACCGAAAUGGACUACAAGGUUCGCGCACGUCACGUUCACUUGCACUUGUAAUCCAUUCAACAUGAAAGGUCCUGCAAGAACAACUCAACCGUAUGCAGCACGAGUCCUCGACAGUGCUGCAAAGUUGCCAUCGUGACCAUGCGGCGCUCAUUGAGAAGAUGCAGCACCUCGAGGCGCAGCUCGACCAACUUCGUAGCGAGUGCUUGCUCGAACAAAAAGGGAAAAGCAAGCUCUUGUACCUUGCGUACGUGGCACCGGCCAGCAGUGAAAUCAACUUGAGCGACUGCUGGGUUUCGGAUGCCGAGCUGCCGUACAUCGCUGCCUACGUCAGUCGCACGGCCACCGAGAAAGGCUCUGCCAUUGGCAAAAUCGACUUGCGCGCCAACCGCGUGACGGACGCUGGGGUGCCGUCGCUCGUGGCGCUUCUAAAAGCCCCAGGCAUAGCCAAGGUGCUUCUCCAAGACAACUACAUUUCGCCCCAGGGCCUGCGCUCGCUCGCGGCUGGCAUCCAAGAUCUUGGCUACAGCGUCGUCGUGUCGGACCGGGGCGUCAUCGAAGGGUCGCUGCCCGAGGCAACCACGACACUGCUCGUCGACGUGAGCAACAACACCAAGGAUGCGGGCCUGCUCGUUCACCACCCUCAAGUUCCGGGGCUGCCCACGAUGAGCAAAUCGAAAUUGAAAAAGAUUACCAAGCCAACGAUACGAGAUCCACUCGAGAAUAUUUACGGCGUCGACCUUGUGCAGUCCCUCCUGGAGCGACGCAAGGAGUCCUCGAAAGGCGGCGGCAGUCCUCGGCAUCUCUCCCCCCGAGCGUCAUCUCUCCCAAAGCUCUAGUACACUGUUGCGGUAGUCCAUUCAUAUACCGUUGUGUCGUUGUGAAA